This is a messenger RNA of Zootermopsis nevadensis, 4556 nucleotides long. Its product is annotated as carbohydrate sulfotransferase 5. The record is from RefSeq and is a predicted model, not a curated record. Lineage: Eukaryota; Metazoa; Arthropoda; Insecta; Blattodea; Termopsidae. Gene Ontology annotation, biological process: N-acetylglucosamine metabolic process; sulfur compound metabolic process. Gene Ontology annotation, molecular function: N-acetylglucosamine 6-O-sulfotransferase activity.
GGCAGUAGGUUGAAACUUCUUGGCAUACUAAGAUGUUUGCGUCAUCUUGUACGAGAGAGGUUGGAGCUCAGAUGGUUUGUGUUGUCAUGUGUAGCCGUCAGCGUACGGCCUGUGGUUGUCAUGUGCGCUUUGUGGUAGUCAAUUGUUUGUCUCUUGAAACUCGGUGGUGAACCAGCACAGCUGCAGGAAAGCAGGUGGUUACAAGCGUUCCAGAGGAAGUUACCGCCUUCAUCUUCAGAGGACGAUGCUCAUACUUAUCGCCGUACGGAAUAGACGGACAGACAUGGAAACCAAAGCAGUAUUUUGUAUGGCAGACUAGAAGACAAGAAUGCGUCUGGUUUGCGUGUUAAAGCCAGAGCUAUUAUGACACGUUGUGUUCUGACGCCUCGAGGGAUGUUCUUAUGUCGGAGUCCUGACAUAUGACGCUGGCGCCCCUAGCGGUGGGCAGAGAACGUCGAUAUGUCGGAAUUCACCAAACUGCUAAAAAGUGGAUCGACCAGUUCCAAGCGCAGAUUUAGUGCAUACAGUGUUGCAUUAGUGUGCUCAGUGUGUUUGUUGAUGCUGAUUGUCAGCCAUCGGCUAGUCAGUUCAACAGCUCUAGACCGGGCUCCUUUCCUUGACAUCAGCAGGACAUUUCAACAGAGUUGGUCGAGCAAUGAAGUGGAUUCUGAAAACAAUUACACACUUGAGAUCGAGGAGGUUGUGGAUGAGCAGCGACGCCUCAUUGCAGAGGAGAUGCUGGACUACCCUUACCCUGCUGGCCGUUACAACGUCUCUGCAAGGUCACUAGAUGAGCUGGUACAGGAUAUGGGUGGAACACCAAUUCGAAGUUUGAUCAUCACAACAUGGCGAUCUGGUUCAACAUUCCUUGGUGAUGUGCUGAACAGUCACCCUGGCAACUACUAUCACUAUGAGCCAUUGCUUGACUAUGACAUUGUUCAAAUCCGUGGCGAACCUUUUGCUUCUGGGGCAAUAAGAAAUCUCAGAAAUCUCCUGAAAUGCAACUAUACAAACAUGGAUCACUACUUGAACUAUGGAAAAGAACAUGUUUGGCUAUUCAACCACAAUACACGGUUGUGGGAUCAGUGCCAGCAACACCCGUCUCUGUGCUGGCUGCCGGAGUUCCUGAACCCCUUCUGUCGUUUAUUCCCCUUCCAGAGCAUGAAGGUUGUGCGACUUAGACUUAGUCUAAUCGAGGAACUCUUGGAAGAUCCCAGUCUGGGCGUUCGUGUGGUGCUGUUGGUACGAGAUCCAAGAGGAACACUACAGUCUCGAAAACAUCGUGACUGGUGUCCAGGGAACCCAGAUUGCUUUGAGCCUGUGCGGCUGUGUACAGAUCUUGUAGCAGAUUACAGUGCAGCUGUGCGUCUCACGAUGAAGUAUCCUCACAGGUUCCGGGCUGUACGAUAUGAAGAUCUCUCUGUAGAACCACACAAAGGUGUUCAAGAUCUUUUCCAAUUCUUUGGACUGGACUUCCAUCCUAACAUUCAACUUUUCCUGGACACACAUACAAAGGUGAAUGUGGGUGGUGUGUCAAGCACGUAUCGUAACUCUAAGUCCGCUCCAUUCCAUUGGCGUCAGGAUCUCACAUAUUCAGAAGUACACGCUAUACAGAGAGCUUGUGCGCCAGCCAUGCACUACUGGGGCUAUCGACGAGCUGCCAAUAGUUCACAUCAAAAGGACUUCAAUCCACUUGGAGAAUUUUCACUCUCGUAGUUUGUUAUGUGGCUGCUUGACAAUCGUAAGAAAGAAAACUGGCAGGUAUCUUGUACGAGGCAUGCAACUCUCUUCAUAGUAAUGUGACAGUGAUAUGAAGUUUUCUAACUAUAUCAAGAAUUUCUUUAAUAAAAAUGUUCAACUGUUUGAUGAAUUGUGAUGUAAAGGAAAACAUUGGUGGUAUCGAAGUAUCUUCAUUUCAUCAGACUUCUAUCAUUACAUGAUAAUAAGUGUUCCAUCAGAUAUCUGAAACUAUGCGAUCCUUAUCGCAAGACAGGGAUGUGUGCAAAAGUUAUCUCUCUUUGCAGUGUUGUCAGUCGUUUUAGAUUGAGCUGGUAUUAUUGAUAUGUGCCAUAACCAUUCUUGGCACCGUGACCUUCUUCAUAAUGGAUAUAAAAGAAAACAUUUAUAUCCAUGGAAUUUUAACGAAACUGAUUGACAUUGAAAAUUGCACAGAUUUAUGAAUGAUGUAAACUGUGAUUUUCAAAGAUGCAUCAACUUGUGAGUAUAAGUGAAACAAAAAGAAAAUGUGGGCAUGAUUUAAUCAUGCGUAAUAUGUGCCUGUCAGCAUCAAAUUGUAAGGUGUGUAAGUGAUAAAGACUUGAAGUCAUGUGACUGUGUUUGUCUCUGUAUGUAUCGUCGACAGACAUGGUUCCAUUCUAACGUAGAGCCGUCGUACAAUAAUUUUAUCAUUAGUUAAUACUUUAUUUAUGUUACAGCAAUUUUCAGAAGUGAGUCAGGUAUUAUUUUGAGUGACUAUUUUGUGUAAUAAGAUUGGUCCUUUAAACAUGGGCUUAAUUAGUUUAGUCUGCAGAUCGUUAUUUGUUUGUGUUACGUUAGUUGAUAAAGACUUUCUCACAGGGUUUAUGUCAGGGUCUUCAUUCAACACGACAAUGUUAUAAGAAGUGUCUUCUGGUUUGUAUGUAAGCCUACGAUGGGUGAUUAAGGUUUGGAAAUUCCAAGCUUUCUUUCUAUCAAGAAUUGAAUCAUAUCGAAGAGGCACUAAUGGAUAUUAUUAAUCAGUUUGACUUACUGAUUUUCAAACAUGAUGCCACAGUUUCUCAGUGUUCUACAGUGUGUUUUGGGAAUUCUGCAUGUGUUUGAAUCAUUUUUGUUUCAUUUAGGUUUGUCUCACCUCCAGGGUCUCACUAAUAAUUAUUAUCUAAACAGUGAUUAUGAAAGGCAAAUUUUUAUUUUUAUUGCUUCUACCAUUUGGGUAUAUGGGAAUUGACUUCAGAAAUUGUGCACUCUUAAUGAAGCAGAGUCAAAUUAUGUAAACUUCUUCUGGAUAAAUGUGAAUUUCUGAAAUGUACUUGGGUCCCUUCUAAGAACACAAGUGUACUGCAAUGAAAAUUAAAAAAAAAAAUCUUAUUAAAAUUGUAAUGUUAGUUGCCAUGGUAUUUUAAAAACAGUAUUUUCAAAAUUUGCCUUGGUAAGUGACUUUUAGAACUGAUAUGUAGUAUUUAGAAAAUAGAACCCAGGUGAAAAAUCUGUUAAAAUAAUUUAAGGAAACAUUAUCGAUAGGCUGAAGACAAUGAUAAGAUAUUAAUGGUCAGUCAGCUGCAUCAGUUUGGGGCAGAAGUCCAACUUAUUGGAGACCUCUGCCUCCAUCGUCAGGAAAUGAUACAAAUUCGGCGAUCAGAAUGGAGACAGAAGACUGUAUGAUUCACAACAUUCCCUGAUCAUGGAGACAGAGAAGAUCUCCAAAAAUUUGGACAUCUGAUUAGAACUGAUGCUGCUGAUCACCUGAGAGGAUCUUAUUGCUUUUAUUGCUUUCAGUCACUGUUAAAUCUUCGUUUAACACACUUAAAACAACUGCUUGUAAAUUUUCAAAUAAUAUAAUGCUCGACUUUAUAAGUAGCAAUUCAUUUAACAAAGAAAUGCAAACAUAUUAAAAACCAAGGCAGCUGGCAUCAAAUCAUAACUUGGAAGUUAGAGAUCAAAAUUUGUUAUUGCUACUGGAACAAUGUGCUUCUAAUUUUAUGCACACACGCUCUUAUUCAGUUGUGAUGGAGACAGCCAUUUUCUGGUUAUCAUUCAUAUUAUCCAUUCAGGGGAAAAAUCUGAAGUUUAAUUUUUUUUAAGUUGGCUUGUAAUGGAACUUAUAAAAAUGUGAACUGUGCUUUGUAUACUCUUUCACGAUCCCACCUACAUCUGUUCUAUCAUGACAUUCUCAAGCACUGUCAUUUGAUACUUUUCUACGCCUAAGUGAGUUACGUGUGAUAAAUUUAACAUGAUGAAAUGACCGAAGUACUGAAGAAAAAUAGGCCUACUAUUGUAUAUAACAAAAUAUUGUGUUAGUGCCUGAUUAAGCAUGAAUAGUACAUGUAUGUAUUUUCAUAGAUAUAUCAGAUGAUUUGUACCCUGAUUAUUCAUAAAGUUGGAUAGUCAGGAAGUAGCUGUAGUGAUGUGUAUAUCGUAGAUAUAUAUUGCCCAGGAUAGUAGAGUCAUGAGAAAGUAAUUUGACACAACUGCUCAUGUUAUCAUUGAUCAUAAGACAUCCCCAGUUGCAGAGGUGAAUUGUUGAACUGUAUACAGAAUUGCACAAUUUCAAGGCAUGAAAUAUUUAUUAUUAUUGUCUGUAAGUGAUGGGUUGAGACCUAUGACCUAAUGAGGAACUGAAAGCUCUGCAAUAUUCUCUGCAACUAGGACUGUUAUAUGUUUGUUAUUCUAAUCAGUAGCAUAAUUCUGAAAGUGUCUUAGGCUAAUAUUAUGCUAUAAUGCAGAUUCAAUAAUAGAAUGACUUUCAGUUGUGCAAUGUGUGGCUUCACAGGAAGAACAUUAUUUGUAUUAUGAUGCUCUUGAUGCAACACUGAAUGUUCAUAAAGAAUUUUAAGAGA